GCUACGCUCUUUGCACGAACAAUCUGCAAUCUACUUCUUAUCUCUUCUAUUGCCGACUUAUGACGACAAAGCAGGACAGAAAAGUUCGGAGCCUCGAUUAGAUAUACAGAUAACCAUUUCACGUCCGCGACGUCGUAAAGGGACCGCGCAUCGUUCUCGGUAGCUCAUCUCAAUCGUCUUGAGUCGACGGGUAGAAACACCGACAGCCACGAUUCCCUGCAGCCUUCCCAUACAUUCGACAGUCCUCACUAUUCCAAUAUUCAUCUCACAAUCAGAAUCCCAAGCAUGGCGGAAGCUUCGCCCAUGUCUCUCCUAGAGUUGGAGAAGGAUCCGCGACUCUUUCUCUAUACCUCACUGACUGCCGGUUCCUCCCACAUCAUCACCGCGACGUCACGGCUCGAGACGAUUCUGAAGGCCAACAAGAUUCCAUUCCAAGCGAUUGAUAUGGCCACGGAUGAAAAGGCACGGCGCUUAUGGCAGCGCCGAGCUGGUGGACGGAAGUUGCCUGGCCUGGUCAAGGAGGGUUUUGUCAUUGGUGAUCUCGCGGAAGUUGAAGAGUGGAAUGAGUUUGGCGAGCUCAAAGAGAACAUCGGGCCUGUGCCUGCACACAACGCAGCAGCUCCAAGCGGCGGCCAAACGGGCGUCAACAUCGCUCCGCCGAGCCGCUUCGCCUCUUCCGCAGUACCUAGCUCUAGUGCACCAGGCUCCACGAAUACUACAGGCGUAUAUGGCCAAACCGCCGUACCCGCUGCCAAAAUACCUGAAGCUGGUUUUGACAGGACCAAAGGUUACGCCUUACCAGGUGCUGCUGAGAUUGCAGCACGUGCCGCGAAAGCGCUCGAGACAGCCAAGGCAGCGGUAACAUCUGAAAGCUGCAAGACAGGAGAGUCUGCCGUCUCUACCACGAAGAGCAAGGAUACAGCAGGAGAGGCGGAAAAGGAGAAGACCGGCGGCAUCCCAAUGCCUCAGCGGAAGAUGAGCAUUUCAUUCGCCGACGGGACAGCAGAACCCAGAAGUCCCUCAUCAAAUUCUACCAAUGCUUCCCUCGUGGAGAAGAAGGCUGCGGAAAAAGCAUCUGCGCCAUCAACGACGUCAGCUACAACGGAGAAACCAGAAGCACCAGGAUCGAUUGAUUCUGCUAUCAAACCGAGCGCAGAUAUCACCGUUGCUACAUCCACGGGUAAAGCCCAGGAUGUUGCGCUAUCGGCCCCUAUAGCAGUAAAAUCACCCGACAGUGCGAAAUCACCAGAAACUGUGGCUUCAUCAGCCUCGACGCAUCGGGGCAGUGAGAUCAAGGAGGCACCUGCUGAGGUAAUUCGCGAGGUCGAGAAAUCGUUGACUCUGAAGGAGUCCAAGGAUGAGGAGGCUGCUGCGGAAGCAGAAGACGAAGAAGAAAGUGGAAAGGAGUCUACUCCGGCUGUAGCAGCUCAAGAGUCCAAGGCCUCCGUCCCGGAAGUGACCGAGGAGAAAGAAACCACUCGUGCGAAAGAUGUCGAGGAGAAGCUUAAGACUCUGGAUGUCAAAGACGCGAAGACCUCCAUGGCCGCAACACCCGCAUCCGCGGCAGCAGACUCAGAAGCACAAACGAAGAAGACUCAGGAGCAAGAUCCGAAAGAGGCGGCCGACGCGAGCAAAAGCGUGGAGGAUUGAAGAUCGUUUGCCGGCAGAUGGCAGAUGUUGGGUCCAGUACAAUGUUGUCAUUGUAUAGAGGACCCGACGAAAAGUUGUCUCGGUUUUCGCAAGGGUUUCCGUAGUUUAUUGAAUGCGCCCAUGGCUAACGCCCAGCUACGCCGCAUUACACGGAGUGUUGUCAAGUUCGAACGAAUUCAUGAAACACAAACUUGCCAUUCUGUUCGUUCUCUGAUUGAUAAUAGUAAAAUAAUAUUGAGCGAUACCUG
Messenger RNA from Dissoconium aciculare CBS 342.82, 1898 nucleotides. RefSeq lists its product as uncharacterized. The record is from RefSeq and is a predicted model, not a curated record. Gene Ontology annotation, cellular component: cytoplasm. Bases 286 to 1650 code for a protein of 454 amino acids. NCBI's taxonomy places the organism in Eukaryota, Fungi, Ascomycota, Dothideomycetes, Mycosphaerellales, Dissoconiaceae. The transcript is spliced from 2 exons.